Molecule: messenger RNA, 1231 nt
Organism: Pimephales promelas (fathead minnow)
Lineage: Eukaryota; Metazoa; Chordata; Actinopteri; Cypriniformes; Leuciscidae
Gene: cyyr1
Product: cysteine and tyrosine rich 1
Source: RefSeq, a predicted model, not a curated record
UCCAGACUGACAGACACAAGUUCUGGGGGAGGGGAUCGAGCGAAGAAAAGAAAAUAGCGCAAGGAAGAAGUUAAAGACAAAGAGGAAGGAGUCAAAGGAGAAGUUCGGCGAGCGCGUGAAACACGUGGAGCGUUAAAGCGUUCAUUUACUUUAAAUCCAGUUCCUGCGUCUGGAACUGACAGUCGGACCAACAGACCCAUCAUCGGUUCGCUCACAGUGAGAUUUCAGACAUUAACUAUCUAACAUGUGAAAGUUGGUUAGACGCGUUUGUUUUCCAUGAAUCUUCGGGAACAUAAUGGAAAAUCCGAGUUCACAGAAGAGCUGGAAGUUCGUGCGGGACUCGCUGCUGCUGUGCUUCUUCACCGGCCGUGGAGACGCUCAGUGUGACAGCUGUAUUGAGUAUUGCUGCGACGGUGUUCCUCCUUUCUGCUGCUCUUACUAUGCGUACGUGGGAGACGUGCUUUCGGGAACGGCGAUCUCCGGGAUCGUGUUCGGCGUGGUGUUCCUGAUGGGUGCCGUGGCCGCCGUCGUUCUCUGCAUCUGUGUGUGUGUGAAGAACGGGCGCGGGGCGAGAGUGGGCGUCUUCAGCUCCACACACAUCAACACCGUGACUCAGGGUUACCCAGGUCCUCCUCCUCCAUACAGUUAUGAUUAUGAGCUGUAUCCUCCUGACCUGCGGCCGCCUCCAUACACACCGACUCCACCCCGAGCAAACACACACUCUCCACCUCCACCGUAUCCAGGAGACAGCCGGAAAUGAGCCUGUGUUCUGAUGAUGAUGAUGAUGAUGAUGAUGAUUGCACAACACAAGACCAGCGCUCUGGGAAUAAAGCAGAGGAUUUGAAUAUUUUUGUAUUAAUGCCAUGACAUUUAUGGUCUCACAAAUCUAAUGAACACUAAUAAAGGUUAUUUCCAGCAGCGUGAGACCAGGACAGGCCUAUAAACUCAUAUGAUAUCAAAAAUUUGAUUUGUUCAAAAUCAGUGUUAUUAUUAUUUUUUUUUUCAUGACAAAUCAAAAUGCUGUUAAUAUGGGAAUAAACUUUAUGUGUUUUACAGAGUAACAAUAUUCUCAUACCAACACAAAGUGUCUUGAUAAAUCCUCUGAGGAAAACAUUGUUUAUAUCCAAAGAAAUUUGAAAGGACUUAUUUCCGUAAUUACGAGAUAUCAACUCGUAUCUAACUUGUAAACUGGGAAUGUUCUGAGAGUUCCGACUUGUAUCACGUGAUCGCA